This is a messenger RNA of Mugil cephalus (flathead mullet), 5020 nucleotides long. RefSeq names its product ATPase sarcoplasmic/endoplasmic reticulum Ca2+ transporting 2b (gene atp2a2b). Gene Ontology annotation, biological process: intracellular calcium ion homeostasis; calcium ion transmembrane transport. Gene Ontology annotation, molecular function: P-type calcium transporter activity; ATP hydrolysis activity; ATP binding. Gene Ontology annotation, cellular component: membrane. The record is from RefSeq and is a predicted model, not a curated record. The transcript has 23 exons. NCBI's taxonomy places the organism in Eukaryota, Metazoa, Chordata, Actinopteri, Mugiliformes, Mugilidae. The coding region runs from base 533 to 3661 and encodes 1042 amino acids.
UACACGAAGAGACGCGAUUGGUGCCGAUCAGGACGCUGGUGAUUCCGCAACACACACGCAGAGCGAACGAAGGGAGCCGAGGCGCAACUUAACCACAUGUCCAUGCCAUCAAUUUGGACAGUAUAUUGUCGGAUUCGUUUUGUAAAACGAGGGGGACGACACUAACGACAGCCAGUCGAGACUGCGGCGACGCGCGUGGCUCAUUUCCUUCAACGUCCCACGAGAAAAGCUAGCGGAGCUCAGCCGGUGAAUCCACGCAGAACAACAGCCCAGCUAGCCUCAGUUAGCCUGUUAGCUAGCCGUUAGCUCGGCAGCCGCUAAAUCGUCCACUCGCCCCGCACACCUGUCCUGUGCUACAGCCGGUAACGGCGUACACCGUGGACUUUCCGUGGCCUUCCGCCAUAGUAACACCCCCCCCAUCCACCAACGUUUUAGUCUUAAGUAACGCGGCGGCACCGAAUCAGAAGAGGACCGUGACGGGUUGAGGUCGGGACCAGUGGUAUCAAGCGGUGUCCUCAAGUGGCCGUUCACCAUGGACAACGCACACACAAAGACCGUGGAAGAAGUUUACAGCUAUUUUAACGUGAAUGAAAGCACGGGUCUGAGUUUAGAAGAGGUGAAGAAACAGCGGGAACGAUAUGGACCAAACGAACUGCCAGCCGAGGAGGGCAAAUCCCUUUGGGAACUGGUGGUUGAACAAUUUGAAGAUUUGCUCGUGAGGAUCCUUUUACUUGCUGCCUGCAUAUCCUUCGUUCUGGCCUGGUUUGAAGAAGGAGAAGAAACGGUUACAGCCUUCGUGGAGCCUUUUGUUAUCCUACUUAUUCUCAUAGCAAACGCCAUUGUAGGAGUCUGGCAGGAACGAAAUGCAGAAAACGCCAUUGAAGCGCUUAAGGAGUACGAGCCGGAGAUGGGGAAGGUGUACCGGCAGGAUAGGAAGAGCGUCCAGAGAAUCAAGGCCAGGGACAUUGUACCUGGAGACAUUGUGGAGGUGGCAGUUGGUGAUAAAGUUCCUGCGGACAUCAGGCUGUCCUCUAUCAAGUCAACUACACUCAGAGUAGACCAAUCAAUUCUCACAGGAGAGUCUGUGUCUGUGAUCAAACACACAGAUCCGGUGCCCGACCCACGUGCUGUCAACCAGGACAAGAAGAACAUGCUCUUCUCUGGUACCAACAUCGCAGCCGGUAAAGCCAUCGGUGUGGUGGUGGCCACAGGUGGCAACACGGAGAUCGGCAAAAUCCGGGAUGAAAUGGCAUCGACUGAGCAGGAGCGCACACCUCUGCAGCAGAAGCUGGAUGAAUUUGGGCAGCAGCUGUCCAAGGUUAUUACACUGAUCUGCAUCGCCGUGUGGAUCAUCAAUAUCGGCCACUUCAAUGAUCCGGUCCACGGAGGGUCCUGGAUCAGAGGCGCCGUCUAUUACUUCAAGAUCGCGGUGGCUCUGGCAGUCGCUGCAAUUCCUGAGGGUCUGCCCGCUGUCAUCACUACCUGCCUGGCUUUAGGAACGCGCCGCAUGGCCAAGAAGAACGCCAUCGUCCGCAGUUUGCCCUCCGUGGAGACCCUCGGCUGCACAUCUGUCAUCUGCUCUGACAAGACUGGCACGCUGACCACGAAUCAGAUGUCCGUGUGCAGGAUGUUUAUCAUUGAUCGAGCUGAGCGCGAUCACUGUUCGUUGAAGGAAUUCACUGUCACUGGCUCCACCUAUGCUCCAGAUGGAGAAGUGUUCCAUGAUGGAAAGCCAGUCAAAUGUUCCCAGUAUGAUGCCUUGGUGGAGCUGGCCUCUAUCUGUGCUCUCUGUAAUGAUUCCUCACUGGACUACAAUGAGACCAAAGGUGUCUAUGAAAAGGUGGGCGAGGCCACAGAAACGGCUCUCACAUGCCUGGUGGAGAAGAUGAACGUGUUUGACACCGACGUUAAAGGCCUCUCCAAGAUCGAGCGAGCCAACGCCUGUAAUUCUGUGAUCAAGCAGCUGAUGAAGAAAGAGUUUACAUUGGAAUUUUCCAGAGACAGGAAAUCUAUGUCUGUGUACUGCACUCCUAAUAAAGCACGCUCCUUUGUUGGCAAGAUGUUUGUAAAGGGUGCCCCGGAGGGAGUGAUCGACAGGUGCACACACGUCCGUGUCGGCAACAACAAGGUGCCCAUGACCCCUGGCAUCAAGGAAAAGCUCAUGUCUGUGAUCAGAGAGUAUGGAACUGGCAGAGACACCCUGCGCUGUCUGGCUCUGGCCACACGGGACAACCCCAUGAACAAAGACGAGCUGGCGUUGGAGGACUCCACUCGCUUUGUUGAGUAUGAGACUGACCUGACAUUUGUGGGCUGCGUGGGAAUGCUGGAUCCUCCCAGGGCAGAGGUGGCUGCCUCUAUCAGGCUCUGUCGUCUUGCAGGCAUCAGAGUAAUUAUGAUCACUGGAGACAACAAGGGGACGGCUGUGGCUAUUUGCAGACGUAUUGGUAUUUUUGGAGAGGACGAUGACGUCUCCAGCAUGGCUUUCACUGGCCGAGAGUUUGACGACCUGUCACCAGCUGCGCAAAGGGACGCUGUGGUUAAGGCUCGCUGCUUCGCUCGCGUUGAGCCUUCACAUAAAUCCAAGAUUGUUGAGUUUCUGCAGUCCUACGAUGAGAUUACUGCUAUGACUGGCGACGGAGUCAAUGACGCCCCCGCCUUGAAGAAGGCCGAGAUCGGCAUUGCCAUGGGUUCAGGCACGGCCGUGGCCAAGACGGCCUCUGAGAUGGUGCUGGCUGACGACAACUUUUCCACCAUCGUCGCCGCUGUGGAGGAAGGCAGAGCCAUUUACAACAACAUGAAGCAGUUCAUCAGAUACCUCAUCUCCUCAAACGUGGGCGAAGUUGUCUGCAUCUUCCUGACGGCAGCUCUGGGGUUCCCUGAAGCUCUCAUCCCCGUUCAGCUGCUGUGGGUUAACUUGGUGACCGAUGGUCUGCCCGCCACAGCUUUGGGCUUCAACCCACCAGACUUGGACAUCAUGAACAAGCCUCCUCGCAACGCUCGCGAGCCCCUCAUCUCUGGAUGGCUCUUCUUCAGAUACCUGGCCAUUGGAUGUUAUGUUGGUGCUGCUACUGUUGGUGCUGCUGCUUGGUGGUUCGUUGCUGCUGAGGAUGGACCAAGGAUCACCUUUUACCAGCUGAGCCAUUUCCUGCAGUGUGGUCCUGAAAACCCAGACUUCAAGGAUUUGGACUGUAAGGUGUUUGAGUCCCCUUAUCCUAUGACCAUGGCUCUGUCUGUGCUGGUCACCAUUGAGAUGUGCAAUGCCCUCAACAGUGUGUCAGAGAACCAGUCCCUGCUGAGGAUGCCUCCCUGGGAGAACGUGUGGCUGCUGGGAGCCAUCUGCCUUUCCAUGUCCCUGCACUUCCUCAUCCUCUAUGUGGAGCCUCUUCCAAUCAUCUUCCAGAUCACUCCUCUGAAUCUGACACAGUGGCUGAUGGUGCUCAAGAUCUCUCUGCCCGUCAUUCUCCUGGACGAAUUCCUCAAGUUCGCUGCCAGGAACUACCUGGAGCCCGGUAAAGAGCUGGAGAAGCCUGGCGGCUCCAAAUGCUGCCCCCUGUCUGCAUGUAUGGAGGGCAUCUCCUGGCCCUUCGUGGCCGUUUCCCUCCCCUUGGUCCUCUGGAUCUACAGCACCGACACUAACAUGGCCGACAUGUUCUGGUCCUGACUGACUUGAGCACAACCUCGAUAUUUUGUUUUCUCCCCCAUUCCCCACCCACUGCCAUCACGUCCCUCUUUCCUCUCCUCUCUCCUCUCUCUCCCCCCUCUCUGCCUUCCUAAAUGUGCAUAGCUAGCGUGUGUGCGCGUUUGUAGAGUUAGUGUGUGUGCUUGUGCGUGCCUACUGCGUGCGUACGAGAAGGACCAACGUUAACACAUGAAACGUAACGAAUAAUAUAAGAUGUUAACAUUGAGAAGCUGCCUGUUUUAAGUUGGGUUAGGACUUGUGAAUGGGUGGGGCUUUAAAUGUGAGUGUUAGAAGACCAUCGCUCCCAUAGCUGUGGAUUUUGUUGCUGGUUUGAAAGAAAUAUACUGUUGCCAGUUCUUUUUUUUUUCCUAUUAAUGUCAAUAUUGCCUUCAAGGUUUAUAUUUUUAAUGAUGUUGGGAAUAUCCUAUGUCCUAUGUCACUACAAUAACAACAGCAAAAUUGUUCUGUUCAGCUUCCCUCUUGAUGAAAAGAAAAUUUAACACAUCGAAAAAAAAAUUAUUUGAUCUGUACAGAGAUUGAACACUAUUUUAUGCAACUUUUUUUUAAGGCUUUGUAAAUUGUUUGACCAGUGUGGCUUAGACAUACCGCCUUCAUUUAUCUUCUAAUGUUUACCAUUGUGUCUUCAGUAUAAACUCAGAACUCUUUCAGAGAGGACAAGCUCCAUGUGGCAGACAAGGACCCGGGGGAAAGGUUUGGGAUGUUCAACUUAAACAAAUGAGAGAGGAAAAAGAAAAAAAAAAGAAAAAAAAUCCUGAAAAACAAAAAGCCGCAUGUCCUGUGACCAAGCAUGAACUGUACGUGGUUUCUCAUUUCUAAUUUAAUUGUAUAUGUGCCCCAUGUUAGAGCGUAAAUUAACUUCCUGGAUGUUUUUUUUUUUUUUUCUUUUUUUUUUUACUAUUUUGAUUGAGAAUAAGUCAAUUUUUCUGCACUGGGCAGAGCACAGCUACCUCAAUAUGAUAAAAGAUUUUGUUUGCUCAUCUCUGGAUGCUCCUCAACAGUCUUGCUAAAGCGUAACAUCUGAGGUGUGCCCCUAUUUGCUUGUGCAGAAAAUGAAGAACAAAAUCUUCCUCGCCCCUCUUAACAGUUUUAAGGAUAUAUUUUGUUUGUACUGAUUUGUGACAUUCAUUAACUUUAUUUGUGUUUUGCUCUGGAGACGGAACUGGGUGGGGAUGCUGUGUGUUAAUUGCCAUCUCCAUGACGUUUGAUUCAAAGGACAGUAACAUUAAAAUUUUAUGGAAAAAGAUACUAAUAUAGAAAAUACUUCAAAUGAAGUUGGAUUACAAAUAAAAACCCAAAAUGAUUCCUUUUUUUUUUUUUUUU